Rubroshorea leprosula is the source of this 1843-nucleotide messenger RNA. NCBI's taxonomy places the organism in Eukaryota, Viridiplantae, Streptophyta, Magnoliopsida, Malvales, Dipterocarpaceae. The record is from the annotation of a GenBank genome assembly.
UACCCCAAGUUAUACUGAUACUUUUUAGCACUUCAUGUUAGCCACAUCAUUUGGCAGGUCACAGCUGCAACCUUUUAUUUCUUUCUUUGAAGCUUUGCCAGAUGGACUACAUGUCUCCAUUCCCUAUAUUUUGAGCCUUGUUAUCUGUGAUCCAGUGAAACUGGCAACAGUUGGUGUUGGGAGUAAGCUUCCUCCUAGAAUUAGAAUUGAACAAUUGUCCAGGAACCUUACCUCAUUGUUCCCUCUUAUUUCUGGUAUAGCUAACAUUGUACCAAGGGAGACUCUUGCUUGGAAGUUAAAAUUGAUCAAGUCAGCUGCUGCUUACGCUAAUUCCCAUCUCCAUGCUGUUAAAGCUGAAGUACUCCUGCUAGUCAGUGACAAGGAUAACAUGCUUCCUAGUCAAGAUGAGGCUCAACGUCUUAAGGGUUUACUACAAAACUGCACAGUUCGUCACUUCAAGGACAAUGGACAUAUCCUUUUACUGGAAGAUGGAAUUAGUUUGCUUACUAUUAUUAAAGGUACUUCCAAAUACCGCCGUUCAAGGAGGCAUGACUUUGUCUCAGAUUUUGUGCCUCCUAGUAUAUCAGAAUACAGAUAUAUUUUUGACCAAGUCCUAGGAUUUUUACGUUUUGCUGCUUCUUCUGUCAUGUUUUCAACUAUGGAAGAUGGUGAGAUAGUAAAAGGUCUUGCAGGCAUUCCAAGCGAAGGUCCAGUCUUGCUUGUUGGUUACCAUAUGUUAAUGGGGUUAGAGAUUUAUUCUCUUGUUGAAGAAUUCUUGAGAGAGAACAUUAUGGUCCAUGGAGUAGCACACACGGAGCUUUUUUUGGCAAAGCAUGAGAGUUCAUCUAAUGAAUUCUCAUUCUCUGAUUGGAUAAAGGUAUUUGGUGCAGUACCUGUUACAGCAAGCAAUCUUUUCAAAUUGCUGUCUGCAAAGUCUCAUGUUCUUCUCUAUCCUGGUGGUGCACGCGAGGCCCUCCAUUACAAGGGUGAACAAUAUAAAUUAUUCUGGCCUAAUCAGCCAGAAUUUGUGAGAAUGGCAGCACAGUUUGGUGCCACAAUUGUGCCAUUCGGCGUUGUAGGAGAAGAUGAUAUGGUAGAAUUGGUUCUUGAUUACAAUGACAUGAUGAAAAUGCCUCUGCUUAAUGACUAUAUUAGGGAGGAGACGCAGAAAGUUGAAAAAAUAAGGGACAAAUCACUUGGAGAAGUUGCUGACCAACAAAUUUUUCUACCAGCAGCAUUACCAAAGGUACCAGGGCGUUUUUACUAUUUGUUUGGGAAGCCAAUAGAAUUGAAGGGAAAGGAAGAGUUGCAGAAAGACAAAGAAACAGCAAAUCAGUUAUACUUGCAAGUGCAGUCGGAAAUUGAGGCAAGCAUUGCCUACUUAUUGAAGAAGCGGGAGGAGGAUCCAUAUAGGAACAUUAUUGACAGAAUAAUGUACAAAGCAUUGCAUGGUCCGUUACACCAGGUUCCAGCAUUUGAUCCUUGAAGUAUAUUCAAGUCCUGCAUGCUGCUCUUGCACCCAAUUUCAUGUUGAGCUAUUAUUGCAAAUUUGCUGCUAACAUGGUGAAAGAAAAUAACUCAGGGAGGUCUUGGAUCUUGGGUUAGUAAGUCAGGCUGCCAUUCUCCAUCUCUGUGGAUUUAUCUCAAGUGGAGGCCCAGCCCCUGUGAGUCUAUGACAGUUGUGCCUGGUUGUUUGUUUCUGGGAAAACACCCUACAUUUUUCAGGUUAGUGUGGAUUCUUACUUCUUUUCUAGAAACUUAACAUCGAAUAAAAUUAAAGGUAGAUAGAUUUUAUUCUAAACGUUCAAUUUUGUGCGAAUUCUAUUAAAGCAUUUCACUUUGG